UGACCUAAUGAUGCCGUAAGGAUGGUAGCUCUGGUCCACGACGUUACUGCGCAUUUCUCCACCACUAAACUACAGUAAUGCCCGAUGUCCACCAGAUGUAUUUAAGUGUUGUUUUGCUGGAUGUCUAGCCCGCAUUUUCCGUAGAAUUAAUUGAACAUUUAUGAUUUCCGCCGAAACGCAAAGAGUUUGAUGCGUCCGGUGGACGUGAGGCGUAACGGGCAGUUAACGCCCUGGACCAGAGCUAGAAGGAUUUCUAUAACGGUUUGUCGUAACGUGGGCGUCAACAUGGACCCACACGCGUUAUUAUUUAACACCGAUUUCCGUUCCAUGUCGCGACCAAAUCGUCUCGGGACACCGUGGUAAUCGGGGUUUUAUUCUCUGAUUUUCUUCUAUCCUCAGAGAAGCGAACGGAACGGAAGCGAACCCGGAUCAUGCCGUGUACGUGCGAGAACUGGAGACGGUGGAUCAGACCUCUCGUGGUCUGUCUCUACGUCGGCCUGCUGCUCGUCGUUCUGCCGCUGUGUGUCUGGGAACUACAGAAGUCUGAGGUGGGGACCCACAGUAAAGCCUGGUUCAUAGCUGGAGUCUUUGUGUUCAUGACCAUCCCCAUCUCUCUGUGGGGGAUCCUGCAGCACCUGGUACACUACACACAGCCUGAGCUACAGAAACCCAUUAUCAGGAUUCUGUGGAUGGUACCCAUCUACAGUGUGGACAGUUGGAUCGCGCUGCGCUACCCCAGUAUAGCCAUCUACGUAGACACGUGUAGAGAGUGUUACGAGGCCUACGUCAUUUACAACUUCCUCAUCUUCCUGUUAAACUACCUCUCUAACCAGUAUCCCAGUUUGGUGUUGAUGCUGGAGGUUCAGGAACAACAGAAACACCUGCCACCUCUAUGCUGCUGUCCACCAUGGGCAAUGGGAGAGGUGUUGCUGUUCCGCUGUAAGCUGGGGGUUCUACAGUACACCGUCGUCAGGCCCGUAACUACAGUGAUAGCACUUGCCUGUCAGUUGUGUGGCGUGUAUGACGAGGGAAACUUCAGCAACAGGAAUGCCUGGACCUAUCUGGUCCUAGUCAACAAUAUCUCUCAACUGUUUGCCAUGUAUUGUCUGGUGCUGCUGUAUAAAGCCUUGAAGGAUGAACUGAGUCAGAUUAGACCUGUCGGGAAGUUCCUCUGUGUUAAAAUGGUCGUCUUCGUCUCGUUCUGGCAGGCAGUGUUGAUAGCUAUACUGGUGAAAGUCGGAGUGAUCUCUGAUAAACACACCUGGGACUGGGACAGUGUUGAGGCUGUAGCCACUGGACUACAGGACUUUAUCAUCUGCGUAGAGAUGUUUCUAGCAGCCAUUGCCCACCACUACAGCUUUACCUAUAAACCCUACAUACUGGAGGCAGAGGAGGGAAGCUGUUUUGACUCCUUCAUGGCCAUGUGGGACGUGUCUGACAUCAGAGCAGACAUCUCAGAGCAGGUCCAACACGUAGCUACCACUAACCUGGUCCUGUCCCUGCGUAAUAACACCACCCCUCCCCCUUCAGGUCGGACGGUCCUGGGCAGACCCAAUAAGAUGUACUUUGGCUCCACCGGCCGUCCUGAACACACUGAACACACAGGUCUCCUGUCGGCUGCGUCCCAGGGGGGGUCAGAGCAAGACAUCAUCGUCACGGAAACCGUCUCCGUCCCCGCCUCCCCUCUGUCGGGUCACUACCAGGGGCUAGGCCACACCCCAAAGCCACACUCUUACUCCGCCCCCUCCGGUUUCAUUUCGUCUGAUUGGGACGAGGACAGCGAGGAGAAAGAAUCGGAGACCAGUGCAGGGGUUUCGCACGCUGGUGGCGACACCCCCGCCACCGACAUCAGUGAAAUCGUUGAAAUCACUGGUGACACUUCCGCCGACAUCACUGCGAGUGGCGACUUCAUUCGUGACGUCUCUGAUGUUGACCUGAUUGGCGACGCCCCCGGUGACAUUGUCGGCGACAUCACCGGCCAUGCCCUCAUUGACAUCAGUAGCGAAGUCCCCGGUGAAAUGAGCGGUGACUUUACUGGUGACAUCGCCAGUAACAUUACUUUUUGCACGUAGGAGGAGUGUUAUUGGUCCAGAGUGUGUUCCUUCCUGUCUCGUGACUCCUCCCCUUCACCCUGACUGGCUGAGACAAGCUGGCGAGUGAGUUUCUAAAAGGGGGAGUUGGACACAAUUCAGAAAAGAAGGGUUGAAAAUCAGAACCAGUCAAGGAGAGAGAGUUUGGACACAGAGGAAGCCAUGUUGGUGUUGUAUUUUCCAUGCCGUAACAAUAGAUUAAUUAUAAAUAACUUUAUAAAUGAUGUUUAUAAAACACUAAUGUCAAGUUUGACAUAAUAUUAUCAUAUAAUUAUGUUUCGUUACUAUAAUUACUAUUGUUUUAAUAUUUUGUAAUUAAUCAUUUUUUUGGAUAACAAUGGUAUUUUAUUGUUGACAUUAUUUUGUCGUUAUCCGUUUCAUUCAUUUAAUAUAUAUUAAUCCAUACAACAAUUCAAUACCAUAUAUAUAUAUAUACACACUGCAAUAGAGUGAACUACAGCUAAUCAUUAUUACAGACAUGUUACUACAGACAAUAACACAGCUUACUCACACCAUAGCAGACCAUGCUUCUAUUCAGCAUUAGGAUGCCAUUGACAUGUCAGCUGAUUUAUUCAACGACCUUCUUCUGUUGCCUUGGUAAUAAAACCACUACAAAAUAA
This is a messenger RNA of Salmo salar (Atlantic salmon), 2710 nucleotides long. The record is from RefSeq and is a predicted model, not a curated record. NCBI's taxonomy places the organism in Eukaryota, Metazoa, Chordata, Actinopteri, Salmoniformes, Salmonidae.